UCAAAACUCGGAGAGUCGGCCGCUCAGGCUGCUGCAGCCUGACGCACGCUGAGUUCGGAGGGAUCAGGUGCUGUUUCUGGGAUUCUCCCCGAUCUCACCUCCACCGGCGUGAACAAAUAAAGUUUGAACCGGCUUCUCCAUGGCCUGGGCACCCCUUCCCGGCUGAGCCAUUUUCUUUUUGGCUGAAAGCCCCCGCCCAGAGGCCGAUUCGUCGCGGCGGCGGUGGGGAAUCGCAGGUCGCUCAGGCUCGCAGAUGGGUCAGGGGCUGUGGAGAGUGGCCAGAAACCAGCAGCUACAGCAGCAAGGCUACAGUGAGCAAGGCUACCUCAGCAGAGAGCAGGGCAGGAGGAUGGCUGCCAGCAGCAUUGCCAACACCAGUCAUCGCAAACAAGUCCAAGGGGGCAUUGAUAUAUAUCAUCUUUUGAAGACAAGGAAAUCGAAAGAACAGGAAGGGUUCAUUAAUUUGGAAAUGCUGCCUCCCGAGCUAAGCCUUACCAUCUUGUCCUACCUGAAUGCAACUGAUCUCUGCUUAGCUUCCUGUGUUUGGCAGGACCUGGCCAAUGACGAGCUUCUCUGGCAAGGGUUGUGUAAAUCCACUUGGGGUCACUGUUCCAUAUACAAUAAGAACCCACCUCUAGGAUUUUCUUUUAGAAAAUUGUACAUGCAGCUGGAUGAAGGCAGCCUCACCUUUAAUGCCAACCCAGAUGAGGGAGUGAACUACUUUAUGUCCAAGGGCAUCCUAGAUGAUUCACCAAAGGAAAUAGCAAAGUUUAUCUUCUGUACAAGAACACUAAAUUGGAAAAAACUCAGAAUAUAUCUUGAUGAAAGGAGAGAUGUCUUGGAUGACCUUGUAACACUGCAUAAUUUUAGAAAUCAGUUCUUGCCCAAUGCACUGAGAGAAUUUUUUCGUCACAUCCAUGCCCCUGAAGAGCGCGGAGAGUAUCUUGAAACACUUAUAACAAAGUUCUCACAUAGAUUCUGUGCUUGUAACCCUGAUUUAAUGAGAGAACUUGGCCUUAGUCCUGAUGCUGUCUAUGUACUGUGCUACUCUUUGAUUCUACUUUCCAUUGACCUCACUAGCCCUCAUGUGAAGAAUAAAAUGUCAAAAAGAGAAUUUAUUCGAAAUACCCGCCGUGCUGCUCAGAACAUUAGUGAAGAUUUUGUGGGGCACCUUUAUGACAACAUCUACCUUAUUGGCCAUGUGGCUGCGUAAGAGCACAGUUGCUAGGACUUCCACUUUUAACUUCAAACUAAAACUACCCAAGGACUUAUUUAGCAGAUAUGGGGGUUACAUUAGUGCUGGUCGUUCUAGCCUCUGUAUACAAUCAAGCUUGAGUGUACGACCUUUUUUUCUUUUACUCUUUUCUUUUUUAGUAAUUUCCUUGGGGAACUAAAGAAUUUUGCAGAAUUUUUCUUAAUUUUGCUUAUCAUGUUUUGCACAAAGCAGAGCCAUUGUCUGACACAGCUGUUUAAGAAUGUUAAACUGACAUUAUACUCUAAAAAAGAUGGUAUAUUUGUGCAUUAGAUUUGCCUGAAAAAACUUUAUUCAUUUCCAUUCUUUUUUAAAAUACCAUGUAAUGUGUACAUAUUUAACUAAAAAGAUUUAUAAUCAUAAUUAUUUUAUUGUAAAGAUUUUAACUAAAGCCUUUCCUUUUUCUCUCAAACUGAGUUCUGAAAUUUAUUUGAUUCUGAUAUGAAAUUAUUACUGUCUUCAUAAAAGUUGGAUCUGACUUCAAUAGAAACCAAUACCAGCUUCUCUUUCCUUUGAACUUUGAAAAGAGGAUUGAUUUGUUACUAUGCAAAACAGGCACUUAUUUUUAUAACAGAAAUUAAUCACUUGACUUCAUUUUUUAAAUUUCUGCAUUAGUUAAGUAUCAAGUCCUUCAAACCAUAGCAAAACACGUUAAAAUCUGUUUCCACACAUAAGAACAAAUUGGCAUUAGAACUUAUAUCUGAAGUAGUCAAACCUUACUAUUCUCCUAAUCUUUUUUCUUUUUUUUAUAAAUUUAUUUUAUUUAUUUAUUUUUGGCUGUGUUGGGUCUUUGUUGCUGUGCACAGGCUUUCUCCAGUUGCGGCGAGCGGGGGCUAUUCUUCCUUGUGGUGCGCGGGCUUCUCACUGUGGUGGCCUCUUUUGUUGCAGAGCAUGGGCUCUAGGCACACGGGCUUCAGUAGUUGCAGCACGCGGUCUCAGUAGUUGUGGCUCGUGGCCUCUAGAGCACAGGCUCAGUAGUUGUGGCACAUGGGCUUAGUCGCUCCGCGGCAUGUGGGAUCUUCCCGGACCAGGGCUCGAACCCACGUCCCCUGCAUUGGCAGGCGGAUUCUCAACCACUGUGCCACCAGGGAAGCCCUCUCCUAAUCUUGAUGAUUUCUGUUCAGAAUCAGUUGGGAAAGGAAUAUUGUGAAUGAUAGUAAACAGUCUUUAUUCAUUCAUUCAGUUUAUAUUUAUCAAGGGCCUUCCAUGUGCUAAGCAUUGUGCCAGGUACUAGUGAUACCUGGACAUGGGCCCUGCCUUCACAGAAGUUACAUGAUUGGGUAAUGAGAGGAAAACUACUGCUUAAUGGAGAGCAAAUGUAUGAUGUAUAUCUUAACAGUUAUUUAAUCAUUAAAACACUUAACAUUGGAACGAUAAAGAACAGUGUAUUUAUAUGGUAAGUCACAAGUUCCUGGAAAUGCCUCUAAGUGAAAAGCAUCAGCUUUGGAAUGAUACACUAAGUGAUGAGUGGAGCUGCUAGUUUAGGGGAAGGGAACUGGGGGAGGGGGAAGUCCUUGCUAGAGGUGUAGAAUCCUGACUUCCAGAUCUGGCCCUAAUAUUACAACUGAACGAUGUACUACAGAAUUUUCAAACACAAGACAUAAGAUAACCAAAACAACUUUUGAAAGUCAAAGGGACUUUCAGACUGGUAGUAAACAAUUUCUAAGAUUCUGAAGCAGAUAUCUAAAUAUAUUUCACAUGUGCAUAAUUUUGAAUUCUAUGACAAAAUAAUUCUAAUAAGUGUACUAAUCAUUGUCUUCAUAAAUGCACACACCUGUGUAAACCAAACCCAUAUCAAGAUAUGCAACCUUACACAAUGUAUAUGCAGUUAACACUGUACCCCUUAAUAUAAAAUAUAAACUUUGUAACCAUAGAGGUGUAUUUACCCUGUUGGUUAUCUUACAGUUGUCAUCUGUCUUAUAUAUAGCCUGUGUUAUAAACUCCACAAUAUAAUGGUACAAUUUGCUUUGGACAGUCAUAUAUAUUUUAAAUAAAUUAAGAAAAAAUGCUCUUUUGCAUUUACCCACAUUAUCAUUAUAUCUUAGAUGAUCAGUAGGGAGAGUUUAGAGAAAGUCAAUGUCUCAUUUCUCACUACAAAAUUAAGUGUAGCCUCCCUAGUGUGGCAUGUAAGACCCUUCACGAACUGGCCUCUGCUUACCUUUAAAGCCUCAUCUCCAGCAACAUUCCUCAAAUGUGGUCUGGUCUGUCUUUGCCUUUUACACGCUGUUCUUUCUGUAGCAUCCUCCUCUCCCUCCUGUAUCUAACGUCCCCCUGGGACUUCUCUGGUGGCGCAGUGGUUAAGACUCGCACUCCAGGAGGCUUAGGAGGCAGGGGGCCCCCCCAGGCAGGGGGCCCAGGUUCGAUCCCUGGCCAGGGAACUAGAUCCCACAUGCAUGCCACAACUAAGGAGCCAGUGAACUGCAACUAAGGAGCCCACCUGCCUCAACUAAGACCUGGUGGAACCAAAUAAAUAUUUAAAGUCCCCCUACUAAUCACCUAAGAUCCACCUCAAAUAUAAUUUCUUGGUCAAAGCUCUCAAAGACUGUCUCUAUCAUACAUACCAUUGGUGUUAAUUAAUUUUCUACAUGUCCAACUUCUUUAUCAAAAUGUGAUCUUUUUAAGGUCAAGGAUUGCUCCCAGCCUGUCAGAUUCUAUUGUAAGGCCUGAACUAGGCAAGUGGCAGAGGAUUUACAGAGGAGGAAUGAAUUUUUAAAAACAACUGAAAAUUGAUAGGAUUUAGUGAUUUGGGAGAAGGGUUUCUAAUAUGAGGAUCUGGUUGUCCUAUCAUCAAAGGUAGCUACUAGGAGAAGCAACCAAUGGGAUGAAAUAGAAAAGAUGAUGUUUCCAAUUUUUGGAUGUUUUGAAUUAGAAUCAACAGAACAUUGCAGCUACAGAAUAAGACUAGAUAUGUAAGUUUGGGGGUCAUUAGAAUUGGAGUACAUUAUACAAGGUAAAGCAUGGGAAAAGACACCUCCUCUAGGGAAUAUGUUGAGUAAAAAGAAAUACUUGGGAAACACAGCAUUUCAGGUUUGGUAGAGAAAAAGAAGAAAGAAAAUGAGGGUUCGUUAAAACUGUAGAAGGACCAGAGAAGAAUGGCAUCCCGAGAGCCAGGGAAGGGGAGUUUCAAGAAGGAUGCUGAGCUUUGCAUGUGCCGCAGCCCAAGUAGAUUGUUCCUUUCCUGUCUACACUCAGGCCUUUUCGAGUCUACCUUUUCCACCUGGGGCUGAGUUCUUUGAGGCUAGAAAAUCAUAGUAGCGCUAAUGGCUUUUAUAUCGUCUCUGCCCAAAUACCUCCUUAUUCAAUGUGUAAUCUGAGCUCUGCGGAAACCCACAAGAGUACUUAUGGUCCACUGCAACCCAGACCUGUCUACACCUUCCUUCCCGGUAAGGGCCGUGUUGUUUCAAGCCCAGAACACACCAUACCAACUGCAUGCUGCUAGUGCAUCCUUUCUAUACACCAUCAUUACUUAUGUUUUUAAAAUACAGUACAGAUUAUAUUUUUUUAAGAAAAGGAAAAGAGAAAAUGCUCGAAAACUUUGAGUCCUCCAAAUUGAUCGUCAACAGGAUUUUUUCUAAGCGCACUCUGUUCAAACUAACACUCUUUAAUCUCAUCUGUGGUGCUUUCUCUCUGGAAAGCUUGUAACCCCUCCCCCUCUUUACCUGUUGAAAUGUUAUUUGUCCUUCAAAGUCCCCUCAGACUCUUUCCCCUCCAGGGCAACUUUCUCAAUUCUUGCAGGUGGAAAUUUUAUUCUUCUUAUGUCUCCCUCAGUACCUAACACAGACCUUGGCCCAAAGCAGUUUCUCAGUAAACCUAACUGAAUUAUUUUAGCCCUGGUUUAGUUUCUAAUAUAUAAGUAUAUAGAAAGAUGACUUUACUAUUUGCAUUUCAAAAAAAUAUAACCAGACUUUUCAAGUGUACACAAUUUACAAAUCAUAAUGUUUAGAGUUAACUCUUAAAAAAACGAAUACAGAUUCAACCUAUGUAUUAUUCUAGAUGUAAAUUCAUUUCUCUGGGUCUUCUAAUUUCAAAUAUUUGCAUAAAUUACUGCUACUUUGAUUGUCUUUUUUUAAUUUUGAGAGUUUAAGCCAUUGAUCUUGUUACGUCUCUAAACUGAUCUUUUACAUGAUUGGCAAUAUUAUUAAUAUGGUGCUCAAUGAGAGCUUGUUCAGAAGUCUAUAUAUUUAAAAUAAUAACCCAUUUAUUCUAAUUGGAGUCUGUUUUACUGUGUUUAAAGUGAACUUUUUCUUAAUUUAUCACUAUUAAUAGCUGAACUGCCUACAGCUGUUUACAAGCAUUUGUAAGUGAAUUAUGUCCACUUUGGGAAGCCAUCCUAAGGAAACAAUCCAAAAUAGAGGAAAGGCAGUACGUACACUCUUAGUCACGUCAUUGUUUUUAAUUUCAAAAAAAGAAAAAGAUAGAAACAACCAGAAUGCCCCAAACCUGGGGCUGUUCUAAAAAAUAACCAAUAUUUGAGUACACACGGGGUACCAGACAGCACGCUGAGCACUGGUCAAGUAGACCAGAACCCAUCCUCAUGACCUGUUAUUAUGAUGCCAUGAUGUUUAUGAAUAAUGUGAGUUAACAGUUAUAAAUAAUGAAAAAUAUUAAAAAGAAGAUUAAAUUGCAUAUAUGCACACAUUACGGUUACUAUGUAAAACAAAGCAAAAACCUAUGAAUGGAAAGAACAGACUGGGAUACAAUAUACCAAGAUAUUAUGGAUAAUGGAUUUUUUUUCUUAUUUCUUCUUUCAAAUGUUAUUAAGGAUGAUGUAUUUUAGAUAGAAUAAAAUAAAUUCAUUGAAGUACUCAGAAAAUAAAGAUAAAUAGUGUUCCUAAUUUAACUAGUAUUGCUUCCCCUCAGAAUGUUUCCAGGUAUUUUUAUUCAAAAUUUGUUUCAUUUUUAAAAGACACUUGGCUGAUCUGUUAAAUCAUAUCUGGACAAAUGUUUUGUUUUCAGGCUUAGAGA
Balaenoptera acutorostrata (minke whale) is the source of this 6217-nucleotide messenger RNA. RefSeq names its product F-box protein 8 (gene FBXO8). The record is from RefSeq and is a predicted model, not a curated record. Bases 254 to 1213 code for a protein of 319 amino acids. Gene Ontology annotation, molecular function: protein binding; guanyl-nucleotide exchange factor activity. The transcript is spliced from 6 exons. NCBI's taxonomy places the organism in Eukaryota, Metazoa, Chordata, Mammalia, Artiodactyla, Balaenopteridae. Gene Ontology annotation, biological process: regulation of ARF protein signal transduction.